Molecule: messenger RNA, 3942 nt
Organism: Toxorhynchites rutilus septentrionalis
Lineage: Eukaryota; Metazoa; Arthropoda; Insecta; Diptera; Culicidae
Exons: 2
Coding region: 20-1075 (351 amino acids)
Biological process (GO): DNA integration
Molecular function (GO): nucleic acid binding
Source: RefSeq, a predicted model, not a curated record
CUUUGGUAAAGAGAUAGCCAUGAUGAUGUCCGGUGAAUACAGUGAAAGGUUUUCUAAAUUGAAUCCUUUUUUGGACGUUGGUAUGAUUCGCGUCGGCGGACGACUGCGACAUUCAAGUCUUCCUUAUGGAGUUAAGCAUGCGUGGAUUUUACCAAAUAAGGAUGAAAUCGUUCAACGCUUGAUUGAGACAGCACAUCGUGAGAACCUUCACAUUGGACCAUCUGCUUUGCUGGCCCAGAUUCGUCGUCAAUUCUGGAUUUUAGGAGCCCGUUCAGCUGUUCGCAAGGUAACAAAGAAUUGCGUGCAGUGUUUUAGACUCAACCCUCCUUGUGCUGGUCAGUUCAUGGGAGAUCUUCCCAUGGCAAGGUGCGAUAAGGCUCCGGCUUUCAUAAGAGUUGGCGUGGAUUUCGCGGGUCCUAUACUAAUCAAGCAGACUGGAAGAAGGCUAGCACCUGUCAAGGGAUACGUGUGCGUCUUCGUUUGCAUGGUCACUAAAGUCAUUCAUUUGGAGGUAGUAGAAGAUCUGUCAGCCGAUGCGUUUAUAGCUGCCCUACAUCGAUUUGUUUCUCGUCGUGGUGUCCCCGAGCAGAUAUAUUCGGAUAAUGGGACAAAUUUCGUAGGUGCGCGGAAUGAACUAAACGAACUGUAUCGUCUUUUCAAGCAGCAAGAUACCGACUUCAAGAUAUUCGAGUUCUGUCAACCCUGGCAGAUUGAAUGGAAAAUGAUUCCCCCAAAUGCACCGCACAUGGGCGGUAUCUGGGAGGCAGGCGUGAAGAGCUUCAAGACCAUCUUUAAGAAGAAGUGCCAAUCAAGCCUCCUGACGAUGUUCGAGUUUUCGACCUUGCUCUGUCAAAUCGAAGCUCAACUCAAUUCUCGGCCUUUAUACGGUCCUUCUGAUGAUCCGUCGGAAUUCGAGCCGUUAACCCCAGGCCAUUUUAUGAUCGAUCGUCCUCUUUCUGCCAUUCCGGAGCCUAGUUAUGAUGGAAUCCCGGUGAAUAGACUUUCCAGAUGGCAUUACAGGUCCGACAAAAUUGGAAUAAAAGGAAGGAAAACAUUCUACCUGGAACAGUGGUGAUUAUCAAGGAUGAUAACUUACCUCCUCAGAAAUGGAGGUUGGGGAAGGUCGAAUCAACCUGUAUAGGAGCAGAUGGAUUGAUCCGUGUGGUGGAUGUUCGAACUAAGGCGGGUUUGCUGAGACGGCCAAUUCAUAAACUAACGCCUCUACCUAUCCUGAACAAUAUUUGAAGUCAUUUUUAACACAACCACUGCCAUAUACAAUUUUAAACUUAUACUUGUGCAAAAAGUUUUACAAUGCAUGAUCCGCAUGACAUAUUUUAUUUUAUUUGCUAGAAUAAAUCGUAUCACUCACCUUACUUUCAAUACAAGAAUGCCCCUAACAUGCAGAUAUUUGCAAUGCUGAUUUCUCCAGGCUCCUUGGUUUGGAAGUCUGUGUUAGGGAAAGACAUUUAAGUAGCAACAAAAGAUCCCCCAACUUGCAUGUACAGGUCGGACUCGAUUAUGUACAGAACCGAUUAUAUACAAUUGUAGACUUGAUUAUAUCCUAUGAUCAGAAAGUACCGGGAAUUUUUAAAUACCACAAAAUAGAGCCAAAUUCCAGACAAAUUUAUUAUAUCUUCUUCAAAAUAUGAUCCUUCUGAAGCAACACACAUAUGCCAACGCUUGUCCCAGUCCUCCAUGCAUCACUGGUAAGCCGACGAAGGGAUGGCCUUCAGUUCCUUCGUCGCACUCUCUUCGAUCUCCUCGAUCACUGAAAUCUUUUUCCUCGAAGUGGCAACUUCAACUUGGGGAACAGAAAAAAGUCGCACGGGGCCAUGUCAGGUGAAUACAGUGCUUGCUAGACGGUAUUUAUAAUAAUCAAAUAAUUCGGUAUAAAUCGGGCUCGGUGCGAUGACGCGUUAUCAUCAUGCAAAAUCCAAGAACUAUCGGCCCACUUUUCCGGACAGACAUACACUAAUGAUCGAAUGGCAUCAAAACGGGAUAGAAAGGCGUCUUGAGGUCGUACCAAUAUAAGAAAAAAAAAAUAACCCGGUUCCCGCAUGCACGGUACGUUUGAAUAAAAAAAAAAUCUCCGGUACUUUUUGAUCAUAAUAUACAGAUUGAACUUUCUUUUAUAUUUCAAAUAUGACUGUAAAUGUAUUUGUUUAAAGUAAGGGCGAAAAUUUAUUAGUUAUUAAUUAUAGUAACUUACAGUAGAGUGAAAAUCCUGAUUUUUGAAUAUUUUAAUUGAAGGAUUGUCAGGAAUUGUUUAAAAUGAUAUUGCAGCGAAACUAAGAAAGAUAGAAGUUGGGUGUCAAAGAGCACAUUGUAGAGCAAUUAGAGAACUUUAAUUUGGUUGAUAGGAACAAUUAUGUUUUUAGGCAUUUUUGAGGUAAAAUUAGUAAUAACAUUUUGAAGUGUAACUAACUUCUAAGUUUUUCACUUCCAAAAUGUUAUUUAAAUUCACUGAUUUAGAUAUUUCACAAAUAAAAAUGUACUAAAUUUUUUUUAAUCUUUCAAAUGGACGUAACAGAAUCCUUGUACGUAGCGUUCUUUUCGAAGUAGAGCCAGUUUCAGCCAACGGAGCACGAAACAAAACUCUGCCAUUAUUGAAAUUCGACCAAAUGCGUAGAAGGAUUUUUUUCCUCAAAUAUGAUCCUCUAUCGCAUUCUGAAAGAUUCCAGAUAUAUGUUUUUAUGUGGGAAAGGUGUUUUCAGACCAUAAAAGGAUGAACCAAAAAUUAAAUUCCUUUUUUAUAUUCAAAAAGCAAAAAAUAUAUGUAUAUAAAACAAUUAAAAAUAUAUUUUUUGACUCGAUUGUAUACAGUGAAAAGAAAUUGGGGACCAUGUAUAAUCGAGUCCGCCCUGUAUUUCCAAUGCCGUUUUUUUCUCAGGCACCUUGGUUUUGAUUGCUAUUGUGAAUCGACCAAUCAGAGCGCAUGAUUUCCGUUGAGAUAAUGCUUGAGAUUUUUAUUUUGUUUGAUAGUUUCAUAAAGUAUAUUAGUUUAUUCAUUUUCACUGUAACGAAUUGUUGUGUUAUAAUUGUUACACAAAUCGAUUAAUUCAAAACUCUCGUAAAUCUAUCAGUUAAAUAAUUGUAAGUGCUUGUAUCUUUGAUUUCGACCAAUCAGAAUGCGGUAUUUCCAUUUGAUUAACGGUUGAGAUUUUCAAAUUUUUCGAUAGUUAGUUUCAUAAAAUAUAUUAUUUUAGUCGUUGUAAAUAAUUGUGUUAAGAAGUGCCUGAAUCGGUUGAUGUGAAAAUCUCAUAAAUCCAUCAUGAAAUGGCUGAGCGAUAAGCGUUUGUAAUUGGACAUUUUUUUACGAUGGGAUCGAUUUUUGUUUUUCAAUUUGUAUCCCCAAUAUAUUCCCGAAAGACGUAACCCUACGUCAAAAAGGAAAUCUAGGAUAAUUUAUGGAAUAAUUAUUUAUCUGUGAAGCAUCCCAGAAUGGGACAAUUUGGUGCAAGGAAUGCUGAGGUUUUUAUGAAAGUAAGUGACUUGUAAUCCUUCAAGUAAAAAGCAUGAUUCUUCACACGAUGAACAUACUUUUUGUUCUUUACUUCUUAAAGAUAUAGGUUUUUCCUUUCCCCCAAACUGGAACGGUCAUAACGUACACAUUUUAUCCUUUUUCCCUGCGAUACGUUUCAAUGUACCCGCACCCACACCGUUAGUUGCAGCUGUUACCGAAGUUACAAAAAAUAACAUAAUUCAUGCAAACGUUUUGCUCGAUUACACAUGUGGAAGAAAUUCAUUCUUUUUUCCAUCCUUCGAAAAACGCUGACACCCACCUGACAAAACGCUCCCGAAACCAUUAAACCGCAAAAACGUUCCUGGCGCGCUGCACUGCACCGGAAGCGUUUUUUUUUUAUUGCCCAGUUCCUAUCGACCAUGUGACACGUAUGUUGGUGCGAUAAUUUUAAUGUAUUUUUUUCCUUUUCUUCUUUUUUU